This is a messenger RNA of Sebastes umbrosus (honeycomb rockfish), 2641 nucleotides long. Its product is annotated as E3 ubiquitin-protein ligase TRIM39-like. Bases 96 to 1844 code for a protein of 582 amino acids. Gene Ontology annotation, molecular function: protein binding; zinc ion binding. The transcript has 10 exons. The record is from RefSeq and is a predicted model, not a curated record. Lineage: Eukaryota; Metazoa; Chordata; Actinopteri; Perciformes; Sebastidae.
UCACCAGACAAGAGUGAGAAAUUACUCCGGAAGAAGGCGUGUCCUUGAGUAUUUAAUCAACUGCACGCGGGAUCCUUCACCAUACGCUGCGUCUGAUGAGGACAAUCGAGACGCUCAACAUGACAACCCAAAAAGGAACAAACAUGACCCUUUCCGUGCCGCUUGAGGAGCAGUUUCAGUGCUGCAUCUGUCUGGACAUCUACACCGACCCUGCUUCCAUUCCUUGUGGACACAACUUUUGCCUGGACUGCAUCGACGGCUUCUGGGAUACUAAGACCAAAUAUGAGUGUCCGCUCUGCAAAGAGACAUUCAGAAAGCGUCCACAACUCAGGAUCAACCAUGGAUAUGCUGAAAUCAUUGAUAUCUAUAAAAGGUCUCAAGGGGAGGAUAUGGAUGAUGUGUCGCCACCGGGAAGCAGGAAAAAUUCCCGAAACCAACUUUUUGAGGCUGAUGAAGUUCCCUGUGACAUUUGCCACGGAGACAAGUCACCAUCGGUCAAGUCGUGCCAAACAUGCCAGGCGUCUUAUUGUGAGCUUCACCUCUUACCACACCUGAGGGAUCCAGCACUGCAGAGACACCAGCUGAUGGAUCCGGCCGCCUUCAUCGCCAGUCACCUCUGCCGAAAACACAACAGGCCACUGACAAUGUUCUGCAUGAAAGACCAGAAGCCUGUUUGUAUGAGAUGCACAGAGAGGGAGCACAAAAACCACAAGACCAUACCCAUAGAGAAGGAAAGCAAGAGGGUCAAGGCUUGUUUGAGGGAGUCGAAGGCCAGCAUUAAACAGAUGAUCCAUGCCAGACUGAGAAAGCAGGAGGAGAUAAAACAUUCAGUGAAUCAAGGCAAAAAAAUCACAGAUAGGGAGAUACAAAGCAGCGCUCAGGUCUGCAGCAUGCUGAUAACCGCCAUCAAGGGACACCAGGCCGAGUUGGUGGAGGAGCUGGUGGAGAGACAGCAAGAAGCUGAGAGGAGAGCCCUGGAGAUGUUUAAGGAGCUGCAGCAGGAAAUCCACGAUCUGCAGACGAGGGGCAGCGAGGUGCAGGAACUGGAGCGCUCUCAGAACCCUGUUCACCUCCUACAGAGUUUCAAGUCUCGGAGUCGACUCCCAUCCACUAGAGAGUGGUCUGAGGUCGUAGUCCACUCAGAUAACUGCAUUGGGACGGUGUCGAGAGCCGUCUCCAAGCUUGUGAACGUCUGCCAGGAUCUGGCGAACAAACUGUCUGCAGAGGAAACCGACAAGCUGAACCAAUAUGCAGUUGAUGUCACUCUGGAUCCUGAGACUGCUUCAGGCUGGCUGGUCCUGUCUCCAGACAGAAAGAAGGUGACCGUCAGCAGCCAGAAGAAUAAUGCCCCACUGCCAGACAAUCCUCAGAGGUUUAAUGCCUGUGUCUGCGUUUUGGGGAAACAAAGCUUCAUAUCUGGAAGACGCUACUGGGAGGUUCAGGUUGGAGAUAAAACAGAUUGGGAUCUGGGCGUGGCCAAGGAGACCAUCAACAGGAAGGGAGCCAUCACAGUGCGUCCUGACAGCGGUUACUGGGCCAUCUGCCGGCGUAAAGGCGGCAGUCUCAGUGCCUGCGCCGGUCCCUCCGUCACCCUCGAGCUCCAGAAAACACCCCAGAAAGUGGGCGUGUUCCUGGACUACGAGGAAAGAUUGGUGUCCUUCUACGACGCAGAAGCAAAGAUCCACAUCUACACUUACAGCGGGUGUGACUUCACCAAGUCCCUCUACCCGUACUUUAACCCCUGUGUUCAAGGUAAUGGGAAGAACACCGAACCACUGAUAAUCUGUCCUCUUGAGGAAAGAGUCCGGGAACAACAGGACAUAACCAUUGAGUCAGUUGUGUGAGGUGUCACAUCGUGUCAAGAAAGGAUGAUACUAACUGAUGUCAAAAUAUUUAAGUUUGUAUACUGUAUAUUAUAUUUAUUGUACUUGAGUAGUAUUUGACUACACUGACCUGCAACAGGCCAAAAUCCAUGAGUUGUUUUUGUUUUUAAUAACACAUGACGCAUACGCUUUUACUGCCUAAGAGAUGGCAGCAAGGCUUUCAUUAUUUCUGACAGCAUGAAUUGUUUUCUUAUCAUUCAAUUGAUACCAAACUCAUGUGUUUGUAAAAUAUAAAUGUAUAUAAAAUUCUUUAAAUGUUGUUGCAUGCACUGUGAAACGUUAUUCCAUAGCCUAAAUGAGCAAUGUGUAACUUAAGAUACAACAACGAUGUGAAACUGAAAAUAAAAGUUAAAAAAUUAAAAUUGGAAAUUGUGUCAAUUUGCAAAUUGUCCAUUUAAGAUCAGUUCAUUUGUUGUUGUUUUUAAGUUUAACAUUAAUUUCAAUUCUGCUUACGUAUUUUUAACUGUUCAUUUUAUAUGUUUAAUUUAUUUCUACUUUAUGAUAUUGCAAUUUGUAUGGGUUGCAUCACAAUGUUAAUAGAUGUUUCAACUGCAGCGUAUUUGUCUUAUUGGACUUUUAUUUAAGGAAAAUGUGUCGAGCAUGCAUUUUAUUUACUUAUUAUUUAAUUACUACUUAUUGCACGUGCAGUUUACAUGGUGUUUUGGCCUAUUUUGGCCAAUUUCUUCUUGCAAAUAAAUGUACACUCAGUGUUUAUAUUGAAUACAAUGUGUUGAAUAAAAGAUAUUUUUGGAACAUGA